AUGGUGCUCACUCAACACCGAUACAAAGCUGUCGUUCACCUCGUUGAAAUCUUACUGAAGGCUGUUGCGCUAGCAGCCAAUGAGCCUUUCAAAGAUGAACUGCCCUCCAACAUUAUCUGGCCAGACGGGUCAUUUGCGAAGCGAAGGGGUGCUCCUAUUGAACUUGAACGCGCCUUGCACGUCAGUCGACGACCUCUUGCUAGUUCUCGGCAGUCCUCUGAAUCCGCUUUGUCCGAGAGAAGUCAAGAGAUCACGAUGGAGCUCAUUUGGUCUGUUCUCGCCGAUCUUGUUCUGGCUUCAACUAGUCGUCCUGCGGAGGAAGCGAAGCAAAUCAUGAACACCGUGCAUCAGAUCCUGGCGCUCAUUCACAAUUUGGGACUCGUCCCAGCGAAUAUCUACACUUACUGCCUCCCACAAGGUACGACAACCGUUCAACAGUCGCCGAUCGUUCAUCUCCUGAAUUCGAGAAUCCUGUCGACGCUUUCAGACGCUGUUUGGCAUGCCCAUCAGGAUGAGGUCACUGCGCGGUCCGGCAAAAUAGAGAGCAGUCCGUGGAAUAUCUUUCGAGAGCCACCCCCAAGUCGCCUGCGACCUAGGAGGCGCGAGCUUGGACCAGAAGUGUGGCUGGAGUUCAUCCUCUGGUGCUGCGUUGAAGCUGGAUUCGCCUCGACCGGAGCUCGCAUCGUCCGGUCAUUACAGACAGACGCAGGUGGCUCCUGGCACGCUAUUCACUGGCCCGACAAUCGAGUGCCUUCAGUCGACUGGGAUCAACAGACUCGCAGAGGACCUCUACAGGACGAAGAGGAAGUAUUCAACAGGGAACAGCUCCCGAGCGACUCUCCUGGGAAAUUUAUCAGCGCUGAAGUUGUUUUGGCUAUCGCUGACUGCCUGAUAAACAACGUUGGAGUGCCUGCUAUGCGCGGCCAAGUGCCUAUCAAAAUCCAAAACGAGAUCAAAGAGUUGAUAUCGUUUGCUGGACCGCACAGUCUUACGCCGGCAUAUUUUGACUAUCUGGCUGUUCGUCUUCUCCAGACUGAAAGCAUGUAUAAUGCGGACAAAGCUGAUUCUCUACGAAAAUUGGCAUCUACUAUUGCCCAGCUUCGGGGCCUACACCAAGUGGAGCAAAACCAUCGGCAGCGUUCAGGGCUUGACUUCGAUUCCAUCCUAGACCACUCUGAAGUUCAUGCUGGGAUUCUUCACCAGGCUCUGCAGGCCUGCAUCGAAGCGAAUCUUGUCAGAAAGGCGGUCGACACAUUCACAGAAAUCCAGAAGAUGGUUGACGGGAACAAACUCGAGGCCAUUGGAGAGUUCUUGUCUCUGUCCCUCAAUCCAGAAGAUGGAUUCUUUACUUCCAGGCAUGCCAAAGGUCAGGGCGAAUUCCUCAACACCUAUGGACAGCUUCCUACCUAUAAAUUGCCUCCGUUCCUCGAUCUGGUGAGCAAUGCGAAGUUGUUUGGCUUGGGAGAUUGGCUUCUAUUCUCCGAGGAUAUCGACGGACCGAUCUUGCCUUCUUCCACCUGGGGCAUGCCGUCUGUCGCCGCUGCGGUGACGCGCUAUGCGUCCGCCAAGAAUGACCCACUUCUGGUCAAACAUGUCUACAAUAUGAGCAGACGAUCGGGCCGAAAAUUGACUGUCAACGCCCUGAGGGCUUUAGUGGUGUAUCACAUCAAUGCGUGCGACUGGACCAAUGCUGUGCUCAAUCUCCGGGAACUACGUCGCGCUGAAGGAGGCGGCUAUAGUCCUAAGAUCGUCGCGAGUCUCGCAGCCAAGAUAUUAAGCCUGGAAGUCGACCCGGCGGUCAUGCUACAAGAAGAUGCUGAGUCUGAUCUCUCACAAGCUAUGCUACUGCUCAGUAAUAUUCUCGACGGUAUUUAUGACUCUUUGCCUGGUGCUUUCAGGAUCGACCAAAAGAAGACCUUCAGACAACAAGUGGGAUACCUCUUGCGACUCUUGGAAAACGUGCCGAACAGCGAAGUUUCGGACACUGUCACUCGAUUCAAGUCGAGAUACCCAGUCAGCAACGAGCCAAACCUCGCGGCGGACACUUUCAACGUGGUAUUUGCUGCAAUCGUCGAAGCCAAGGGUGUACUGGAAGGGUGCAAUAUCUGGCACUUAUUCUGCAAAGAUCCGAGGGACUACGCUACCUUGUCAGCUGGUGUGGUCGAUAGCCACGGCUUUGCAUUCGUGGACUACGCCACAGACGAGGAUGAAUAUGAAUUCUUCGACGGGGCCGCAAAUGAGGUAGCCAACGAUCCGGGCGGUGUCGGCGAACAUGAUGACGGCGAAUCGCCUCGAUUCUCCGACGUCAUCCGUCAUGCAGAACCUCAUAUUCCUGCUGCAAUCCCCGCUUCACUCAACAUCGAUGCCACGAUACUGAGCGAUGAGUUGGAGUUUGCCAACAACAGAAAUUGGAUCGAAGACGCCGACAUUCCUAUCGAGGCCCCGGAUGUGAAUGGGAAUUCGACACAGCUAGAUCUGAAUCCGAUCGUCAUUCCCAAUAUGCGCACCUUACAAAUCCUUGUCCGAGGAGCGCUGGCUGAAACACAAGCCAGAAAAGAGCGCAAAAUAGGCCAUCGUGACCUGGAUACAGUCCUCAAAUGGGCGGAACCAUUCUAUGGCGCGUUCAACCUGGCGCGUGAAGACAUCGAAACAGAAUUUCGGGUUUCCGAAUCCUUGCCGAAGAAAAUGAAAAUUGCCACAAAGCAUCGUCGAGCAGCAUACAGAUCAUCACGCGAGAAGUCCAAACUCGGCGUCGGCAAGCACUUUACGAAGGCAGUCUUCGUUCCUAGACGUCCUGGUUCUCAACAAGCAGUUCAGGAGACAAAGCCGGAUAUUCAGGCGAACGACACGGCUGAAGUCGCGGUAAAUAAAGCAGAUGAGGGAGUGGUUGGAGAUGAAAGCACGCCGGUUGAGCUGGAGUUACCGUCGCGUUUCAAGGUCCGGAAGUUUGCAACCUCUGUCCAGCACGCGUAG
This is a messenger RNA of Fonsecaea erecta, 2973 nucleotides long. RefSeq lists its product as hypothetical. The coding region runs from base 1 to 2973 and encodes 990 amino acids. NCBI's taxonomy places the organism in Eukaryota, Fungi, Ascomycota, Eurotiomycetes, Chaetothyriales, Herpotrichiellaceae. The transcript has a single exon. The record is from RefSeq and is a predicted model, not a curated record.